Messenger RNA from Parasteatoda tepidariorum (common house spider), 2216 nucleotides. Its product is annotated as hemocyanin A chain. Gene Ontology annotation, molecular function: oxidoreductase activity. The record is from RefSeq and is a predicted model, not a curated record. NCBI's taxonomy places the organism in Eukaryota, Metazoa, Arthropoda, Arachnida, Araneae, Theridiidae.
GCAGAAUCACUUCUCAGGCUUUUAUUAAUAACUCUUCCAAAGAUAGUAGACUCUGAGUUUUUCGGCGAAGAUAGGACCGAUCCUUUGUGAUGCGUGCUGGCCAUUUCCUGCUUGUUUUGAGAUUGUAUAAAAUGUGACCACACGAAUCGCUGGCGCUCAGUUGUCCAUUCAGAUCGCCAAGAUGUCACUCUUACACGAAAAGCAAGUCCGAGUUCUAAAACUGUUCGAAAGGCUUAAUGUCGCAGCCACUGGUGAAAAUAUUCCGACUGACCAAAUUGAUGCACGUCUUGUUGGCAAAGUAGGACAGUUGGCCAGCAAUGCUUUCUUCUCAUGCUUCUUGCCUGAACAUUUGGAAGAAGCAAGAAGGCUUAUUGAAAUUUUCUACAGCGCUAAGGACUUUGAUGACUUUGUCCACUUGGCCGAACAAGCUCGUACCUUUGUGAAUUCCACACUGUUUGCAUACGCUGCUGAAGUAGCUAUCUUGCAUCGAGCUGAUAGCAGGGGUGUUAUUGUACCACCUAUCCAAGAAGUUUUCGCCGACAGGUUCGUCCCAGCUGAUACACUCCUCAGAGCAUUCUCUAUUGCUACAACCAAACCCGUUGGAGAUGAGAGUGAUGUCAUUGUUGAUGUCCAUGCAACCGGUAAUGUCUUGGACCCAGAGUACAAGCUUGCAUAUUACAGAGAAGAUGUUGGAGUCAAUGCUCACCACUGGCAUUGGCACGUUGUUUACCCAUCUGUCUACGAUGUCAAUUUCUUUGGAAAACCAAAAGACAGAAAGGGAGAGCUUUUCUACUACAUGCAUCAACAAAUGUGUGCCAGGUACGAUUGUGAACGUUUCUCCAACGGUUUGAACCGAAUGGUGCCCUUCCACAAUUUUGAAGAACCCCUUGAAGGUUAUGCUGCCCACCUUACUCACAUUGCCAGUGGACGUCACUAUGCCCCUCGUCCAAGUGGUUUGGCCAUGCAUGAUAUGAGAUUAGUAGACGUUCAAGAUAUGCAGAGAUGGACCGAACGUAUCUUGGAAGCCAUCCACCUCGGAAAGGUCACCGAUGCCGAAGGAAAUGACAUUGUUCUGGAUGAAGAAAAUGGCGCAGAUAUCAUCGGUUCUUUGAUCGAAUCCAGCUACGACUCCAAGAACAGACAGUUCUAUGGCAACUUGCACAACUGGGGACACGUUAUGAUGGCUUACAUCCAUGAUCCUGAUGGUCGAUUCAGGGAAACUCCAGGUGUCAUGAAUGACACUGCAACCAGCUUGAGAGAUCCUAUUUUCUACCGUUUCCAUAGAUUCAUUGAUAAUGUUUUCCAAGAGUACAAGAAGACUCUGCCAGUCUACGACAAAGAUAACCUGAACUUCCAAGGUGUCUCCGUCACUGGCAUCACUGUUAACGCUAAGAUCCAAAAUGUUAUCCAUACUUUCUUCAGAGAAGAUGAGUUGGAACUUUCUCACUGCUUCCAGUUUGGAACACCAGCUUCAGUCAGGGCAAGGUAUCAUCAUUUGGACCAUGAAUCUUUCUCCUAUAUUAUCUCAGCUGACAACGCCAGCGGUGCUGAAAAAUCCGCAACAGUGAGGAUUUUCCUUGCACCCAAAUACGAUGAACUUGGCAACAUCAUCCCUCUAGACGAGCAAAGGAGACUGUACAUCGAAAUGGAUAAAUUCCACACAGAAUUGAGACCAGGAAGGAACACAAUUGUAAGAAGCUCCACAGACUCCAGCGUAACCAUUUCAUCCACCUACACCUUCAAAGAGCUGUUGCACGGUGAAGAUCUGCAAGAUGACCGCACUGAGUUCUGCAGCUGCGGGUGGCCGCAACAUUUGUUGGUACCCAAGGGUAACGACAAGGGCAUGACCUUUGACCUUUUCGUGAUGAUUUCCGAUGGCGAAAAAGAUAAGGUUGCAGCAAGUAGCACUGCAAAACUGUGCAAUGAUGCUCUAAGCUAUUGUGGUGUUAUGGAUGAGAAAUAUCCAGACAAACGAGCCAUGGGAUAUCCAUUCGACAGAACCAUCACAGCCGAAUCACAUGCUGAAUUCUUGCAACCCAACAUGAAGGUCUCCAACAUCACUGUACGAUUCCAAGAUUAAACUCAAAGAACUGUCUUCUCCUGCCUGUAUUCGAAAAUGCUUUCUUUAAUUGAACUUGUUUAAUUCUGACCAUGUGAAAAAGAAAUUGUAAUUUAGUAAAUGUAAAUUAGUAUCAUUAAAAUAUUUAGAUCCAAAA